UUGUAUUUAAUUUGUCAGUGUCACUUUUGUGACAAUCGAACGUUUUGCAAAAUAGUAUUAUAUUUUAUUUUGUUUUAUUAUGUAGUAAUGUGUAACGUACGUAAAUAAAGCUUUAACAAAAGGACAUGAUUAGCCCUAUGAUAACGACAACAUGGUGUAAGAUAUUAAAUAUGACAUCAAAGGAGCUAAGGAAUGAAAAUGUUUUCUGCUUACGCCAGGUUUAUUGUUCGUCACUCUUACUAUUUCCUUUUUAUUAUUCUUGUAAUAUCUACGCUCCUAACUAUCAUCCCGUUAGUAUGCCGCAAUCUUCCUUCAUUUUCCGAACCAAUUAUUGGAUUCGAAACAAGAGGAACGAAUUUAGGGCAACGCUUUAUUGCUUGGGAAAAUCUUAUUGAUGAAACGAGACCAUCUAAAAGACUUGCAGUUAAUCCUAAGGAAAUAGAAGACCAGAUCAGAAUGAAUCAAUCUUACUACAAUAAAAUAAGCAAAGAUAAAUCAAGAUCUGAUAGAAAACAUCCUAAAAAACAUCAUCACAAAAAGAAAAAGAACCACAACAAUACAUUUGCGAUCACAUUGUACAAUUCACCAGAUGUAAACACAACAGUUGAUCAUGUCCAUUGGAGCUAUGGAAAGAAUGUUUCUAUUGAAGAUGAAAAUGCAGUGUUCAUUAAAAAUCAUUCUAGAAAACAAUGGAAGUCACUCAAAAAUAUGCAAAGACUUCCUGACUACCAUCCUAACUAUGCUUCGGGUGCCUGUGGAGCUCCAGCAACAGAUUAUGCUCACUUAGUCGUCACAUCAACAAAUAACAGUUCAAUGCUGUCCUUCGAAAAUGUAGAAAAGGUAUGUCAAUUGCAGUCUCUACUUAUUGAAACGGAUGAAGAAGAUUUUAAUAGACUGUGUCAAAGGUCGACACUCUCUGAAGAAAUGUGUUGCCCAAUUUGGAGUGUGCCAAAUUACAUAGCUUUAAUAUCUGGUAAGAACUCAUGUGAAAAUUUAACUAGAGAUGAUGUUAAAAAUGUUGUAAAUAUAUUAAGAAAAUGUGCAGGUUAUUUUCACAAUUUUACUUUGAUGGCCUCAUGUGAGUUAGACAGAUGUCGGGUGCCAAAAUAUUGUUCACAGUUUGAUGCAGUAUACAAUUUAUUGUUCUAUAUAAUCGAUUCAGAUGCCUUCGCGCCGCCUACAUUUUCUGAGACAUUUGUAAAAAAUGUGAUGAUCUUUCUACCUUUACCAACUAGUAGCACUGUAUUGCCCUAUUAUAUGAAAUUACAAGAUUCAAGUUUAUCAUACGACACCCUUACUAUACCAGCAAUGGACUUAGGAUUAAAGAAUACACUGUUUGACUUGUGGAUAAUACAAGACACUUGGCUCAUAGCGCUAGGAGGCUUUUUUGUAUUUAUAUGUGUAUGGAUAUAUACAAAGUCAUUGUUGCUUACAUUAUUGCUGUUUACAGCUAUCGCAUAUUCUCUUGGUGUAGCCUAUUUCCUAUAUGUGUAUGUGUUUAAUUUAGAGUUCUUUCCUUUCAUGAAUCUACUAGUUAUAGUUGUUGUUAUUGGGAUUGGAGCAGAUGAUGCUUUUCUCUAUGUAAAAGUUUGGAAAAUGGUUAGUAAGCAGCUUAUAAGGGACAAUGUCGUAGCUGAUGAUAAUGGCCUGACUGAUAUUAAAAAUGUUUCAAGUGCUGGUGAGACUAUACUUGUACAAAUUCUUGAAGAAACAUUAAAGCAUUCAGUUUUGGCUAUUUUCAUUACAGCUUUGACAACUGCAGUUGCAUUUUUUGCAUCCUAUGUAAGUUACAUUCCAGCCAUUAACUGUUUUAGUGUCUUUGCUGGCACUGCAGUGUUAGUCAACUUUUUUCUCAUGGUGAGUUGGCUGCCAGUCUCAGUAUUUAUAAUAGAUGUGAAAUUGUGUACUAAUAGAUUGAUAAUAUUAAGUACAAUUAGUAAAGCUCUUUAUGAAAUUGGAGGGGAUAUCAACAUUAUUCUAAAUAGAUUUAUCAUUACAUGUAUAAUGCGAUUACAUUCAUGUUUUGUUGUAAUUUUGGGUGCUAUUGGAGUCUGCAGUAUUGUAAUUGUAUUUUAUUAUCCUGGACUUCAAUUGCCAGAUUCAAAACAGUUUCAGCUCUUCCAAACAUCACAUCCCUUUGAGCAGUAUGAUAUUAAUUAUAGAGAAAAAUUUCUAUUUGAACGUUUUGGCAGAGAUAUAGGUGUAGGUAGUCGAAUGCCACUUCGUUGGAUUUGGGGUAUAAAACCUAUUGAUAAUGGAAAUCAUAUGGAUCCAUUUUCGAAAGGCAAGCUAAUCUUUGAUGAUGAAUUUAAUAUAUCAAAUCCAGAAUCACAAAUAUGGUUAUUAGAGUUUUGUGCAAAAAUUAAGAGCCAAUCUUUUUACCAACCAACACUCGGGCCACUUUUACCAAAUUGUUUUAUUGAAAGUUUUAAAAUGUUUAUGAGUAGAAGAUGUAUAGACAAUCUAGACAAAAUUAAUAGAACACCAUGUUGUGAAUCUUCACCGUUUCCCUAUUCAAAGGAAGUCUUUGAUUUUUGUAUAAUAAAAGCAAUGGAAUCUCUUUAUCAAACUCCACGUGAGUUGUUUAUGCCAGGAGUUGCAGGGCCUAAAUUUAUAAGAAGUACUUACCCCCCUAGAGUAGCAGCUAUUGUUGUGGAAUUUGAAAGUGUGGUGCCAUAUUCAAUGUCUUACACAGCAAUGGAUGAAUUCUUUAUUAAAAUUGAAAAUUGGACCAAACAAGAAUUAGAAAACGCACCGCUAGGCAUGAAUUGCGGUUGGUUUUUAUCGGAUCUCCAAUUUUAUGAUUUGCAGAAAACUUUAGCAAGUGGUACAUUGAUAGCGUUAAUGCUAUCUGCAGGUUUAGGUUUUAUGGUACUUAUGCCAUCGACAUUUAGUAUUAUCGCCAGUUUUUGCGCGCUACUAGCAAUGAUAUUUUCUUCAACUGUAACAAUAGCUAUACUCGUUCUUAGCGAUUGGAAAUUAAAUGUUUUAGAAAGUGUUGCAAUAUCGACAUCGGCAGGAUUAGCAGUAGAUUUUAGUCUGCAUUAUGCUCUAAGUUUUACAAACGCUAGUGGCACUAAAUCUUCUAGAGUUAAGGUUGCAAUUUCGACUUCCGCGGGGCCGACUGCUGCAGCCGCACUAACUACUGGUUUUGCCGGCAUAUUCCUAUUGCGAUCAAAUCUUCUCCCGUAUUCACAAAUAGGGACUUUCUUAGCUUUAAUAAUGUCAGUAAGUUGGAUUUAUGCAACUUUUUUUCUUUGCUCUAUGCUACACAUAUUUGGAAGGAAUUCUUUAAAAGAAGCACCGACUGAAGAACGGAAAUCUGUGUCUCGUGUUAGCUCAAUUUGUUCGGCAAUACCCAAUUUGGAAAGCCACGAAUUAGAACAUUUAGCUGAUAGUAAUCGAACAAAUAUCACUCACUCUCAUAGUCCUUCUAGUAUAAGCGCAACAACUGUAGUUUUACAUGAUGACUUUGAAAACUCUUUGAAUAAAAUUGAGAAAAAAACACCUGUUGACUUAAAUAUUGACUGAAUGUUAGACUUAGUAGAUUGUUAAUAAGAGCAAUGGCUCAGUUUUGGAGUAUUAUUUAUAAUUAAACAGUAUUAUAUUAUGCAGAUAUUUUUUGUAGUGCUCUAUUUUCUCAAUUUGUGAUUUUAUCCUUUAUUAUUAUCUCGUUGUAUUUUAAGAUUUUCAUUGAAAUCUGUUAAAUAUCAAAACGUAAGAAUACUUAAGGUGACAAUAACUAUCACAUACUAGUUCACACGACAAUAUAAGUCUAAUCGAGCUUGGACACUGUUACAGAAUGUGUUGUUCUGUUUAAUUUUGUUAGACAGCAUUUAUUUCUAUAUUAUAAAAAAAAAAACAAUGCCACUAGUACUUUAAGAAGAGGAAGAUCAUGUCAAUUUGUACAUGUUAAAUAGAAAAUUAUUUUUAAUAAAAAUCAAGCAAAUUAUAUUAGAAUAAAAAA
Molecule: messenger RNA, 3967 nt
Organism: Melitaea cinxia (Glanville fritillary)
Lineage: Eukaryota; Metazoa; Arthropoda; Insecta; Lepidoptera; Nymphalidae
Gene: disp
Product: protein dispatched
Exons: 1
Coding region: 193-3531 (1112 amino acids)
Cellular component (GO): membrane
Source: RefSeq, a predicted model, not a curated record